Ambispora gerdemannii is the source of this 3867-nucleotide messenger RNA. Lineage: Eukaryota; Fungi; Glomeromycota; Glomeromycetes; Archaeosporales; Ambisporaceae. The record is from the annotation of a GenBank genome assembly.
AUGGCAGACACUGCUUCUCCACCAAUGCCUGCCUCUGAAAGGUUAAUAAAUGCUUUAGAUAAGAAAAAAUUGGAAACAGAUUUUCAAUAUAUGGCAAUGAAUAGCAGCGGAAAAGCUCUUGCUGUAUUAGAUAUUAAGACGAGAUCAUUCAAUAUACGUCGUAUCGAAGCAAAUUGGAAAGCGUAUCAUGAAUUAUUUUCAUUUGAUGGUGUGCCGACUCCUAUAUGUUACCCAUCUGAUGGCUUGGAUCGAUGGUCAAUAGCAAUUUCCGAUUUCGAUGAAACUGGAAACUUUAGCGUAGCAUUAUCAUGUCUAGAGACAUCUCGUAACGCAGGUGAUCGCAAAAAAACUAUUGAUCAAAUUUUACCCACACAUUCACAAUAUGGCGAAGAAAGACUAAAGACGCAAUUAAAAGAUAUGACACAUGACUCGACCGUUAUUCUCAUAUGCCAACGAAAACGAUUAAAAGAAUUUUUUUUCAUUAACUAUGGAGGCGUGGUUAAAUUUGUAACCGGAUCAGAACUCGCAUUCGCAGAAAAAUUAAUAAUCAUGGGACGACAAGGUUUCUGUAUCGGAUCGGUUAAUGAACUCCGAGCGAUAUUGUGUGAAGUACAAGAGGAUCAUUGUGAUGAAACUACGCCGCUUGAAGUGAAACAAAGAGACGUGGCACAAAUAUAUCUUUUUCCGCGACCAAUGGAAUCUUUAUUAGAUAAUCUUGAAGGGAAUUCAUUUUGUGCCUUUUUGGACAAUUGUAUCCAUCAAAAAUUCUUGAAUUCAAUUGAUAGCCGAAAUAACAUUGAAGUAUUUAGCCUAGUUAAAGGACGAUUCAAGUUUUCAUGUAACAGUCCAGAUUAUAAUCGAAAUGCAAGUGUUGGAAUUCCUAUAUUUGCUCGUUCAUCUGAUGAUAAGUAUUUUGCCGUUUCCGUAGACAAUAACACGAUCGUAAUUUAUCUUUUAGAAAAUACUUUAGAAAUAGCAGUAGAAAGAAUCGACGAAUUGACCAAAGAGGAGGGCAAUUUAAUCAGAUUUAUUGGAUUCUGUGAAAAAGAUACAAAACUUUUCAUUCUGGUAGAACAAAAUAACAUGUAUAGGUUCUUUUUCUGGGACCUUUUUACCUCUUCUUUAUCUUACAUUCAAGAAUCCAAUGUUAAGACAAGCAAGGUGAAAUGGGCGACUCAUCCUUACAAACAACCGUUUGUACAAUUUCAAGAUCAAAUUGUUGCCUUCACAAAUGAUAAACAAGUUGUACUAUUGGAAGAAAUUAUGAUGCCAAAAACUGAACCAAGAAUUGCUGAAUUCGAUGAAAGUAUAAAUAUAAUGCUUGACGAUAAAAAAACGCAUGAUCUGCAUUCAUACGAACCUUGGUUCCGACCUAAAUCUCAAGUCGUCAGACAUGUAAAGCAACUUUUCCAUGGACAUCAACUUGUAGUCGGAAUGCAAACGAUACAAAUCUGGAAAAAAGACAGCGAUGAUAAAGAACGACUUUUAUAUAUCUGGCGAAUCCCAAAAGAGCUUGAAAAGGCUACGAGUUCUGCAAUUUUGAGGGCUUGGGCGAAAGAAACAAAAUUUACCGCGAUAACUGAAAAAGAAGAAGGACCAUUUGACGGAAUACUAGGCGAAAAAUCAGACGACGUUAUUGAACACGUUGAAGACACAAUUUGGGAACAACCGACUUCCACGUAUAUACAAGAUGCUGCGGAUGCUCUGGUGUUUUUGCAACAGCAACGUAAACUAGCGAAAGAUGGUGAUCGUUGCAAUAAAAUUGGAAAAAUAAUCGGAAAGGUUGCAACAAUAAUAUUUGAAUUUGCCGAAAGAUCUCCAAAUCAGUUUCGUUUACUUGAUUCAAAGUAUCACAUAGUAGCUGCUUUGGUCGAAGCACGAUGUGCUGAUCAAAUAAUGGAUAUAUUGGAUUCACGGGACGAACACGAAAAUCCAAGAAAUCUUCAUAUACCUCAACUUGAUGUAAGAGAUAAAAAACUUACUUUUUUACAAGCUCAUGGAUUUCAACUACCAAGGAAAGAGAGCGAAUUGACACUAGCAAUAAAAACUGGCCACCCGGAGAUCGUCGAACAUUUAUUAAAUUAUUAUAAAAGAAACACAGCAAAAAAUGCUGGUUGGAUGUUUACUGUCACUCAAGAAUUACCAACAAUAUUCGAAAAAUAUCCACGGUUUGCUCAUAAGUUUUUUGAUAGAAAAUCAUUUAUCUCUGCAAAAGAGAUUUCUCUUGACCCUUGGCAUAAUCAUCAAUUAGCAAUUCAGGCUGCGGGAAAGAAAGCUUUUACUUUCGUACCGAAUUUAUAUCUAACCACUGCAAAAUCAGAGAAAAAACUAAAAAGACAUUCACAUUUAGAUGAUGAUCUUAAAGUUCCCUUUUAUCGAAUGGUACCAUUACCAAAUAUAACUGUAUCUCCAAAAGCCAACAUUUUGUAUGGAGCACUCACUUUAGGCAACGCAAUUCAACAUCGAAGUCCAUUUUCAAAAUUAAUUUUACUCGAUCCAACUGGUAAAAUAUUCAAAAAUCCAGCGAUCGAGGCUGUCAUUAAUUACACAUGGGAACAAUCAGGAAAACUUAGUACUUGGCUAGCAUUUGGAUUUUCAAUAGUUUUCUCUGUGUUUUUCGUUUGGCUAUGUCAUUUACAUUUGGAAUUCAUCGUCUACAACAAUCAUAGUGGGUUUUAUUUACCUGGAUGGAUAAUUACCACUUAUACUUCGGGACUUUGGCUGUUUAUUCAAAUACAAAGAAUGCAAUUUCAUCGAGGUCCUCCAUGGCUCGCUAUAUGCUUCUGGUUCGAAUCGGCUGUGAUCGCAUUGUGCUUCUUUGUUGAUUUAAUCGUUGUAGUCGUUUAUUUUCAAGUCUCGACACAAGGUCUUGCAGGGCAUACAAGUUAUUGUUCGACUCGAUUUGACAUUUGUAGAGGGCAAGUUUCGAUUAUCGCAUUUGCUUGUCUUGGUGUUUGGAGUCAUUUGUUUUUGCGAAUGCGUUUUCUACCUCGCAUCGGCGAAUAUAUACUCAUCCUUUGUCAAAUAGUUGUGAAACUGUGGCUUUUUUUGGCUUCACAAACAUUUGUGAUUACGGGUUACGGCAUUGCAAUGUACAUGAUUUUACGUUUUAUACCUGAUCUUGGAUUAACGCCCAUCUUACAGAAUUACAACAUUACAUCAAACGGCACCACCAUUCUCAAAAUUAACGAAGAUUUUGAUUCUUACGACGUAACCGAUAAUCGAUUCUUCAAUGCCUAUUCAUCGAUUGAAGGCGCAUAUAGUUGGAUUUUAGGACAAUAUGAUGUACUGCUACGCUGGGACUUUGUCCCUAUUCAUAUAAUUGUUAUAUUAGCGAGUAUAAUCUUGGUCACGAUUAUGCAGAAUAUGCUGAUUGCAUUAAUGAGUGAUGUCGUAAGUACCGAAAAUAAUCGCGAAUCUAAACACUAUGCAAGAAUGCAGACACGAGCUCAAUUUACUGUCGAUUAUGGGAAUAUUGCGGCACUUUGGACGUAUUGGAGUAAACAAGAAAAACCGCGGUACAUUUACUAUCAAGUACAUCAUAAACCCGAAGAAGAUCAAGAGCCAUUCAUUCAAACCCUUCAACCGAGUUCUGACGUGGAUAAAAACAAGAACAGCGGUAAUAGCGACAAUUAUUAUAAUAAAUCGAUGGAUAAUUCUGAAUUAAGAGGUCGUCUAAGCGUCGGCACUGAUACGUCAAUAUCAAGAGGCUAUUCUCCCGCCAGAUCGGAUAUUAGUGGAGUUAGCAGCCAUGCGAUGGAUGUGAAUUCAGAGAUUGAAGCAGUGCUUCAACAGUUGGAGAGUCAUAAAACACAGAUUGCUUUGUUGGCUGGUACGUUGCAGCGUAUCGUAAAAAAUAAUCAGUGA